This is a messenger RNA of Podarcis raffonei (Aeolian wall lizard), 3090 nucleotides long. Its product is annotated as opsin-5-like. The record is from RefSeq and is a predicted model, not a curated record. Gene Ontology annotation, biological process: G protein-coupled receptor signaling pathway. Gene Ontology annotation, molecular function: G protein-coupled receptor activity. Gene Ontology annotation, cellular component: membrane. The transcript is spliced from 5 exons. Bases 1 to 1296 code for a protein of 431 amino acids. Lineage: Eukaryota; Metazoa; Chordata; Lepidosauria; Squamata; Lacertidae.
AUGGAAAAUGCCUCCAGUUCCUCAGCAUUCCUGUCAACCUUAUCUGAAGGAGAAGACCUGGUUUUUGGAACCCUCUACACUCUCUUUGGUGUAGUCUCUCUCUUUGGAAACUCUCUCCUGCUGCUGGUAGCUUAUCGGAAGAGAGCCGUCCUGAAACCUGCCGAAUUCUUCAUCGUGAACCUUGCCAUCAGUGAUGUGGGCAUGACCGCAACCCUCUUCCCUCUGGCCACGCCAUCCUUCUUUGCACACAGGUGGCUGUUCAACCAUGCUAUGUGCACUUUCUAUGCCUUUUGUGGAGUUCUCUUUGGCCUGUGCAGUCUUACCAGCCUGACAGCCCUGAGUACCGUUUGCUGUAUGAAAGUCUGUUAUCCGGCGUAUGGCAAUAAGUUCUCUCCUGCAUGUGCUGGGGCACUGCUAUCUUGCGUCUGGGUUUACGCCCUCAUCUUUGCAGUGGCCCCUCUGGCCAACUGGGGCAGCUAUGGGCCAGAGCCCUACGGGACAGCUUGCUGCAUCAAGUGGAAAGUGUCCACCAGAGAAACGAAGUUCUACAUCGGGGCCCUCUUUGUCUUCUGCUACAUCAUCCCUUGCCUCCUGAUCCUCAUCUCUUACUCCCUCAUCCUUUGGACUGUGAAAGUGUCCCGAAGAGCCGUCAGGCAGCACAUGUCCCCGAGGACCAAAGCCAACAGCGUCCACACUCUGAUCGUUAAGCUUAGUGUUUCUGUGUGCAUUGGAUUUCUUGCUGCUUGGACCCCCUACGCUAUUGUUGCCAUGUGGUCAGCGUUUGGCGACGCCAGCCAGGUGCCCGUCCUGGCCUUUGCCCUCUCUGCUGUGUUUGCCAAGUCUUCGGCAACCUACAACCCUCUGGUUUAUCUGUUCUUCAAGCCCAACUUCCAGAAGUUCCUUUCCAAGGACCUCUCCCUGUUGCAAGCUGUCUGCGCCGUCUUCUGCUGCAGCCGGCCAAGGGUUAUCACCCUCCAGUCCUUCCACACCCGAGAUGGCCGGGCUUCCAUGAAGUUCUCCACCGCUUUUACCGACCACCGUGGAUCCUGCAGGAACUGCACGGACACUUUUGAAUGUUUCAGUAACUAUCCCCGGUGCUACAGGCUCUCUCCGAAGUCGGACACGACCGCCAAGGCCAAGCCGCUGGCGAUCCUGGCAGACGGAACGACUUGCCGGCCAAGUCUGAAGAGAACCGUGCAGGUCAUGGUGCUCGUGACGAGGAAGAAGACCGGGAUGGGGACUAGGAGUGUGGCUGGGGAUGUUCUGCCUUCAAAUAUUGUCAGAGAUCUUAUGUGAGCGAGGGUUCAAAGGCAGGGGGAGCCCCCUUUCUGCCUAGACCAAUCAGAAAUGUUUGGUUGCCAUUUCAAAAUCCAUUUUCUUCUCCAUAUGUAUAGUUGUUUCCAAAGUGUGCUUUGCAGGCUAGGGGAUACUGCAAAUCUUACACCAGCAUUCCUCGCCCCUCUCAGAAUUCCCCUCCAUUGUUUCUUUAAACAGCUGCAACUUUGUGCCAACAAUUUUGCACCUGUUUCCCCCCCCCCCCAAAAAAAAGAUCAAUAAUGCAGAGCAAAAAAAAUAAAAAUAAAUCCUGCCUCUUCAUAGGUUCCAUUUGGCAUUUGAGACGUCACAGUGCCACUACAGGCAACUCCCCACUUGCGCAAGAUGUCCUUGUGCAUAACUGUGCAUGCGCAAAACUUCUCUUUCUACUCUGGGGAGGGUUUCCUCAUUAGGCAGAGGCACAAUGGGGCUUUUGUUGAGGCUGCUCAGCUGACACGCAGUAGUUCAGCUGACCUCACACAUCAGCUGUUAGCUGGGGAGGCUGAGCAGCCUCAACGAAGCCCCGCUGUCCCUCUGGCUCCUGUGGAGACCCUCCCCAGAGCCUGAAGAGGACAUCUUCUUUGAGCUCUCAGAAGGGUCUUCUCAAAAGCCGCAAGGACUCUCCAGGGGGCUCCCCACAACACACAUUUCACUUAUGCACCCAGGGCCCCGGAACAUAACCCCUGCAUAAGUGGGGAGUCGCCUGUAUUGAUGUGAGGCAUAAAUUUGAGUUUUGGUUCCACACCUGUGCAGUCUGCAGCAUGCUAACGUUCACUUGCACAACUAACGUUCAGGUCAAUCCAAGCGGUUGCUAUUUGGAGGCAGGUACAAUUAACCGCUCGCAUAAUUGGACUGUAAAAGAUUAAUCCAAUCGAGCUGCGUCAGCUGCAGCUCAAAUGCAGAGGAUCAGAUCAUCAGAGGUGUGCAAGGCCAUGUGGAUUGGUUGAACAUCCGUUCAGCCAACCCAUGCCUUCGGAACGGCAGGCAGGUGCAACGGCUCAUACAGUCAUGUUGUUCAAGUCUACAGUGGUGUCACCGUUAGGUUCUCCUCUGCACCACAGUUCUCCUUUGAAAAGUUCAUCCUGAUCCAGCUGCAGGUGCAGACACAGCCCAUACUCAUCUAAUUCCCUACAGCAGGGAACCUGAGGCCCUUCAGAUGUUUUGGACUACAACUCCCAUCAUCCCCUGCCGGCACAGGGGCUGAUGGGAGUUGUAGUCCAAAAUAUCUGAAGGGCCUCUAGUUGACGAAGACUGUCCUGCAACAUCUUUCUCUCCCUCUCUCUCUCUGUUGUUACGCACACUUUCAUGGUUAAUUUUUAUAAAAAAAACAACUGAAGGAACACAACUCUCUCUAAAGGCAUUAGGGUGGGAAGCUAAGAAAUCUGAGGUGCUAUUCCAACCAACUUCUCACCCUGACUUCUGUGGUCUCCAUUCAGUUGUGGAAACACACAGCGAAGGUGCUUCGUUUCCCUCUCUUGCAUCUGAGGGGGAAUGACAAUAUCCCUCUACCUCAUAGGAGAGGCUUGUUUAGUAGAUGAAGCAACCUCAUGUUUACAGUGUUUUGUACACGACAGCAUUCAGUAUUGCUUCAUCUGAUUUUCCGAGGCCAUCGAUACUGUAGAACGCAACAACCGCUUAUGGCCCAGAAAUAAAGGCUCGUUCUACAUGGAAGAAUUAUGACCAAUGGAUAUUAGUCCACGCCAAAACAAGGCAUAGAAGAUACUGGACUCCAAGGACACAGCAUCCUUUCUGGCCGGACUGCAGUCUGGGUUUCAU